Molecule: messenger RNA, 591 nt
Organism: Paramecium tetraurelia
Lineage: Eukaryota; Ciliophora; Oligohymenophorea; Peniculida; Parameciidae
Exons: 1
Cellular component (GO): cytoplasm
Molecular function (GO): ATP binding; kinase activity
Source: RefSeq, a predicted model, not a curated record
AUGAUUCUAAAUCACAAAGAAGAUAAAUAAAUAAUUAUUGCAAUAGCAGGUGUUCCAGGAUCUGGAAAAACAUAUUUCUGCAAAAAUGUUAUAUGUUUACAAUACCCAGAUGCAAAAGUAAUCCCUAUGGAUGGCUACCAUAUAUAUCGUAAAGAUUUAAAUGAAGAGGGUAUAAAAAGGAGAGGAGCAGCUUUUACAUUCGACUAUUAAAGAUUCAAAGCAGAUUUAACAAAUUUAAGAGAAACUGGCACAGGGUCAUUUCCGGAUUUCUAACAUUCUAUAAAAGACCCUGUUGAAAAUGCAAUCCAUAUUACUAAGGAAGACAAAAUAAUUGUAGUGGAAGGAUUGUAUUUAUUUUUAAAGGAAUGGGAUUUAAAACAUCUUUUCGAUCAGAAAUUCUUUAUUAAUAAGGAAUUUAAUGCAUAAUUGAUUGGACAACGCCAUUAUGUUUGUGGUAUUGAGGAUACUUUAGAAAAAGGCAUACAGAGAGCAAUAGAAAAUGACAAAGUCAAUGCUGAGUAUAUAUUAUAGAAUAGUGAUUUUUCUGAUGUGACAUAUAUAAAAUGAUCAAAGAAUAUCAGGUGAAACUGA